CCGCCCUGUCCUUGCCCCUUUUGCCAUGUCCCUUUGCUGCCUCUGCACUCGCCCCGAUGAGGAGCGAGUGUCGGGGCGCCUGCCACACCCGUCUGUUUGUCGCCCGCUGGCCGUCCUUGUCUGCGUUUCGUGCGAGCAGGGCUUGAUCCAAGAGCGUGGCGCACGACGCCGCAUUUCUGACGGCGCACCCGAGCCGUCUCACUGGAGCGGGCCGCAGGUGCCCUCCGCUGGCCUGUGGCAGGUGGGGAUCCCUGCUGGUGGCGACCUCCUCGACGAGUUCACGGGCCGCGCCAUGCCCUCGCCGAAAGAGGAAGGCCACUUGACGCUCGGAUCAAACGCCGCAGCUGACGAGCAGUUGCAGGCGUGCAAGAAGAAGCGCUCCCGCGGGGCGUUCGAGGGUGUGGCCGGCGAGGGUGGUGAGACACACGAGGAGGCUGGCAACGAGGAAGAGGUGACGGACAUCAAGGUUUACAACAACGAGAAGGAGGAGGUGGCAAGGGAGCCCGGGCUCGGCGACGCGGCUUCCACGCAGCGCAAGCAGCACAAGCAGGCGUACAAGAGCAAAUUCAAGGUGGGUGAUCCGGUCAUGCACAAGUUCAAGGAGGGUGAGGGGAUGCGCUACCACAGGGGUGUGAUCAAGAGCAUCAAGCUUGUGACUGAGGGAGGAAAGUGCCCGGGGAUUGAGCACUGCAUCGAGUUUGACGACGGGGAAACCAUCCACGACAUGAAGGGGAGCGAGCUCGAGGCCUACAAGGCAAGCAAGGUGAAGUACAAGAAAAUCAAGGUGAAGAAAACUGUUGCGGGCAAGGUACUGAUGGACAAACGCGCCGCAACUCAGUCAUCUUCUCUUCCCCCUCUGCCAGCGCUGGUCCCCUGCACCACGUUUGACAGCGAGUCAGACUCGGAGAUGGAGGGUACAUUGUCCUCGCAUGCCACUUCCCUGCAUCGGCGAACGAGCCGGCGUGUCAUGCACAUCCAUCCGGAGCAGAGGGCGGCGCUUGCACGGGCCAAGCAGUACGGGCAAGAGGUGCUCGGCCGGCGCUUGAGCAUCUACUGGCCACCGGAGAAGAUGUGGUUCCGAGGGUGCAUCAAGGACUUCUCCGUGAUUGACGAGACUCACUAUGUCGUCUAUGAUGACGGCGACGCACAGUGGGAGGCCCUUGGGAACUCUGAGGCGCUCAGCCACCUGCAGUGGGAACAGGAGGGAACGCCUCGCUGCGGCAAGCCAGAACCCAUGGUCAAGAUUGAGCCGGAGGACCUUGAGCCGGAGGAAGUGUGCCCGCAGCACUCCUUGCCCGUCCCCUCGCGCAAUGAGGCCCCCUCGCGCAAUGAGGCCGACCUCAAUGCUGCCAACGUGCUCAUGAGCCUGCACAUCCCACGGCUGCAAGAGAGCCACCUGGACGAGGCGAAGAGCACCGUUGAUUCGGUCAAGAUCUCUGACCUAGUAGGCUGCAGCCUCCUAACCGGUACUCCACAGCUCAUCCCCUCUGACCUGCCUGAGGCGCAGGUUGACCACAAGUGGGUCCAGACUCUGCUGGAGCACGCGUGCGACCCGUCCGACCUGCUCUGGCUGUACAACAAGUGGGGUGCGCGGCACAGCCGACAGGGGCUCCAGGAGGUCAAGCUGCGGCAUGCUUCCACCGACAAGGCACAUACGCUCGGUGACGCCGAGGCGAUCGAGUACCUCCGAGACCUUGUGGGCCCCAAGGAGUACAACCGCCUUUGUUGGAUGAGCCGCACGAACUAAACUCUUCUGCCCACGACAACGCAGCAGAGACAGAACAUCGGCUCGUAAGCUGACCAGAGCAAGCCGAGCCUCACACCUGGUGGAGUGGGGGGGGGGGGGGAGCUGACAGAUGACGGCUUGAGUACUUGGAGCACUUGGAGUGCAGUCGGUAACCUCACAUCCAGGGCCGGGGAGCUAAGAAGCGUACCCAACGGGCCGGAUGAUCGGCAUCGGGCUACCUACGGGCUAGAGAGCCCUGACCCCU
This is a messenger RNA of Emiliania huxleyi CCMP1516, 1991 nucleotides long. RefSeq lists its product as hypothetical. The coding region runs from base 26 to 1747 and encodes 573 amino acids. The transcript has a single exon. The record is from RefSeq and is a predicted model, not a curated record. NCBI's taxonomy places the organism in Eukaryota, Haptophyta, Isochrysidales, Noelaerhabdaceae.